Anguilla rostrata (American eel) is the source of this 2816-nucleotide messenger RNA. RefSeq names its product tubby protein homolog. NCBI's taxonomy places the organism in Eukaryota, Metazoa, Chordata, Actinopteri, Anguilliformes, Anguillidae. Bases 163 to 1431 code for a protein of 422 amino acids. Gene Ontology annotation, biological process: protein localization to cilium. The record is from RefSeq and is a predicted model, not a curated record. The transcript is spliced from 10 exons. Gene Ontology annotation, cellular component: cilium.
CUGUCACAGUCACAGCAAGUGGGAAUGUAACAUUGAGAGAGGGAGGAAGAGACCUUAUGUCUUUUGAGUAUUUAUGUAUAAAUUGAGUGAAUGGUUGUGCGGUUGCCUGUUUAUCUGUAGAUCAAGGUACACCUUUUGCAGUGUCUUUCAGCAUUUCAGUGUAUGUCUAUAAAUGCUAGGCUUACCGCCUCUGACUAUCUGCCCCAAGAUAUGGAGGACAAAGACUCUUGUCAACAAAAACUAGACAAUCAGCAAUCUCUACUGAUCAAGAAGCAACAGAGGAGGAGAGCUGACUCCCAGAUGGUGAUAGCAAACCACGAUGCCUGGACCAAGAACAGGAGGCAGAAAGCAAGAGCAGAGGACACUACACCUCUUCUCAGCCAGUCACAGAGGAGAAGCUUUCUAAAUGGCCCUCCGCUUGAACCGUUUCCUGAUGUCCCCCUGGACACGAUAAAUCUUGGUGAACUCAACAUCACACCUAAGACAGUAAGAGAGGAAACAACAAUUCCAGAGCCCAUAAUUGCCAUGAAAACAGAAUUUGAAAGUGACAGCCUACCAGAAGGUGAAAAAAUGAAGAAAAAAUGCAUUAAAAAAGUGUUGGAAGAGGAUGACGAGAGGAGGGGUGAAAAGAAAUGUUUAAAGAAGGAAGAAAAGCCACAACCCUUGGAUGAAAGACGGAAGAACAACAUAAAAAAAGAACAAGCAAGGUGCCAAGCUGACACCGAUGGUGCUGAAGAGAAUGAAGAGCAAAACACAAACAUAAAAACUCAGAAAAAGACCAAAAAGCGACAAAAGAAUGAAAAUCUGGCACUUCUCAACAGCAAUUGUCGGAAUUCUUGCUCUGACAGUGUCUCCAUUAGAACGUGUCAGUCCUCUCCCCUGUCCGUUGAAGAUCUGGAACAGUUUUCCCUACGCCCUGCUCCCAGAGACUUAACAAUUCAAUGCAGAAUAACCCGGGAUAGGAGAGGCAUGGAAAAAGGAAUGUAUCCCACUUACUACCUCCACAUGGAGAAAGAGGAUGGAAAGAAGGUCUUUUUAAUGGCUGGUAGGAAGAGGAAAAAGUGCAAAACUUCAAACUACCUCAUCUCAGUUGAUCCAACCAACUUAUCCAGGGACACAGACAGUUAUAUAGGCAAAUUACGUUCCAAUGUGCUGGGAACAAAAUUCACAGUAUUUGAUGGUGGGAAGAAUCCAGAGAAGAAACCUUUUAUCAAAGAAACAGAAUCACUUCGCCAGGAGCUCGCAGCAAUCUGUUAUAAGAAGAAUGUGCUGGGGUUCAAGGGCCCAAGGAAAAUGACUGUCAUAAUUCCAGGCAUGAGGGAGAAUGAUGAGCGAGUCAGUAUUUGCCCCAAAAAUAUCCUCUCAAGCUCUGUCAGGUUGGAUGGGGAGCGUUGCUGCACAGCUAUUUUAAGGUUUCUCCAGAGAUGUUAGAUCGGGUUCAAGUCCGGGCUCUGGCUGGGCCACUCAAGGACAUUCACAGACUUGUCCUCAAGCCACUCCUGCAUUGUCUUGGCUGUGUGCUUAGGGUCAUUGUCCUGUUGGAAGGUGAACUUUCGCCCCUGUCUGAGCUCCUGAGUGCUCUGGUGAAAAUUUUCAUCAAGGAUCUCUCUGUGCUUUGCUCCAUUCAUCUUUCCCUUGAUCCCAACUAGUCUCCCAGUUCCUGCCACUGAAAAACAUCCUCACAGCAUGAUGCUGCCACCACCAUCCUUCACUGUAGGGAUGGUAUUGGCCAGGUAAUGAGCGGUGCCUGGUUUCCUCCAGAAGUGACGCUUGGCAUUUUGGCCAAAGGGUUCAAUCUUGGUUUCAUCAGACCAGAGAAUCUUGUUUCUCAUGGUCUGAGAGCCCUUUAGGUGCCUUUUGGCUAACCCCUUGCGGGCUGUCAUGUGCCUUUUACUGAGGAGUGGCUUCCGUCUGGCCACUCUACCAUGAAGGCCUAAUUGGUGGAGCGCUGCAGAGAUGGUUAUCCUUCUGGAAGGUUCUCCCAUCUCCACAGAGGAACUCUAGAGCUCUGUCAGAGUGGCCAUUGGGUUCUUGGAGACCUCCCUGACCAAGGCCCUUCUCCCCCGAUUGCUUAGUUUGGCCGGGCGGCCAGCUCUAGGAACAGUCCUGGUGGUCCCAAACUUCUUCCAUUUAAGAAUGAUGGAGGCCACUGUGUUCUUGGGGACCUUCAAUGCUGCAGAAUUUUUUUUUGUACCCUUCCCCAGAUCUGUACCUCGACACAAUCCUGUCUCGGAGGUCUACAGACAAUUCCUUCGACUUCAUAGCUUGGUUUUUGCUCUGACAUGCACUGUCAACUGUGGGAUCUUAUAUAGACCGGUGUAUGCCUUUCUAAAUCAUGUCCAAUCAAUUGAAUUUACCACAGGUGGACUCCAAUCAAGUUGUAGAAACAUCUCAAGUAUGAUCAAUGGAAACAGGAUGCACCUGAGCUCAAUUUUGAGUGUCAUAGCAAAGGGUCUAAAUACUUAUGUAAAUGUGUUUUUUAUUUUUAAUAAAUUUGCAAAACUUCUAAAAACUUGUUUUCACUUUGUCAUUAUGGGGUAUUGUGUGUAGACUGAUGAGAAUAAAAAUGAAUUUAAUCAAUUUUAGAAUAAGGCUGUAAUGUAAAAAAAUGUGGAAAAAGUGAAGGUGUGUGAAUACUUUCUGAAGGCACUGUAUAAAGCUUUAAAUAGGAUACCCCCUAAAUGGACAAGGAUUGGCCAGAUUUGGCAUGUGUGCAAAGUGGUUAAUGUUCACUCUUGAAUAGUGAAGUUCAUCACUACUGCGUGAGGUUGACCACCACUAUUUUCUCUUUGUCUUUCACCUCAACUCUUUCUUUA